UGUACGUGGGUGCGGAACCAAGGAAGCUUCCGCCUCCGGCCUGUCGGCCCUGUGACCCCGGGCGUGUUACCUCAUCUGUCUGGAGCCUCAGUUUCUUCAUGCUACCAUGCUGGAGCUGAAUGCCGGGGCUCCCCCUUCCCGGUGAGGCCUCUGACGGCGCCCCCUUCCCUCCCCAGCGCAGGCAUUGGCCGCACGGGCACCAUCAUCGUCAUCGACAUGCUCAUGGAAAGCAUCUCCACCAAGGGGUUGGACUGUGACAUCGACAUCCAGAAGACCAUCCAGAUGGUGCGGGCGCAGCGCUCCGGCAUGGUGCAGACCGAGGCGCAGUACAAGUUCAUCUAUGUGGCCAUCGCCCAGUUCAUUGAAACCACCAAGAAGAAGCUGGAGGUCAUUCAGUCCCAGAAGGGCCGGGAGUCAGAGUACGGGAACAUCACCUACCCCUUAGCCAUGAAGAACGCCCAUGCCAAGGCAUCCCGCACCUCUUCCAAACACAAGGAGGAUGUAUAUGAGAACUUGCACAGUAAGAACAAGAAGGAGGACAAGGUGAAGAAGCAGCGGUCGGCGGACAAGGAGAAGAGCAAGGGUUCCCUCAAGAGGAAAUGAGGCGGGCCUCAGCCCUGAUCCCUGCAGAGGCCUCCGGUGGGCCAACCCACGGCCGGAACUGAGGAGCCCACCCCCAUUCUAUUGUAAUUUAAGUGGCUGUGUCCCUACUUCCCUCUUCCUGACCCUGUAUAUAGCCCCGCGAGACUCCAGGCAGCAUCAGGCCCUAUACUCUUGUAAAUAAAGCCCCUAGGAUCACUGUGUGUGGGUCUCUAACUGUGACUGCCUGGGCCUGAGGAGCUCAGAAGGGGAGUGGGGGAGGAGGAGUGAGCAGGGAGCCGUGUGUGUGUGUGUGUGUGUGUGUGUGUACACAAAAGCACAAAAGCUUGACUUUCACCUUUGACCUGACCUGGUUCUGGACUCUGCUUAACAUACUAGGAGUGUGACCGUGGGCCAGAUUCCUCAGUCUCUUCUUUAAAGUGGAGAAUGAUGAAAGGUUACAGCACAGGGAAUAUAAUCAAUGGUCCUGUAAUGGCACCUUGCGUGGUGACAGAUGGCGGCUGCACUUGCGGUGAGAGCGUAUCAUAACGUAUAGACUUGUGGAAUCGGUAAUUGGUACACCCGAAGGCAAUGGAACAUUGUGUGUCGACUGUACCUCGGUUAAAAGAAAAAAAAAAAAAACUAUAUAUAAAAUAAAAUGGAGGAUGAUCCUGAGGG
Molecule: messenger RNA, 1257 nt
Organism: Panthera uncia (snow leopard)
Lineage: Eukaryota; Metazoa; Chordata; Mammalia; Carnivora; Felidae
Gene: PTPN6
Product: protein tyrosine phosphatase non-receptor type 6
Exons: 5
Biological process (GO): protein dephosphorylation
Molecular function (GO): protein tyrosine phosphatase activity
Source: RefSeq, a predicted model, not a curated record